AUGGCCUCCCUUCCCUUCUUCGCAUUUAUCCUUGCCGUUUUCCUUCUCCCCACUACUGUCCAUGCCGACCGCUUCAACACCACCGCCCAACGCUGGGCAUGGAUGACAGGCACGCCGAACGAGCUCCGGUUGGCCGCCCGCCGGCAAAAGCUUCGCAUCACAGAUCUCGAGCUUAUUGGCCGCAACCCUAUCACUUAUGCCGCUGUCAUGGUCGACAACAGCGGUGCAAACGCCAUCCGCUGGUAUUUGUACACGGACCUCCGCCUUAACCAGCUUCUCCGGGCUAGCCGGAAAGACAGUUCCAGACUCAUAGAGUUGGAGUCUUACUUUCUAAGCACUGCGCCCGGUGCGCAGCAACUGUUUUCUGCAGUUGGUAUUCCCAAUGUCGGUCCAAGGUUUUCGACGUUGUGGGGAUACUCCCUGAACUAUGACGCUAGACAGAUCAAACCUAGAUUGCGGAACGGGUUUUUUAAGAUUGUCGACAUCGAUACGUUCUCCAUUUUCGGAAGGAAUUUUUACAGCUUUCUUACUGUGGAGAAUGCCCGGAUGAACAAGGCUGUUUCAAGGUUCUUGUUGCAUACCACGCCAGAGGCUAUUAUGAAGAAGGCAAAGCAAACAAACUCCAGAGUUAUUGAUACCGAGAGACACUUUGACGGAAAGUAUACGGCUGUCAUGGAGGUUAUGAAAAAACCAGUGAAAUGGUUUUGGAUUCGUGGAGUCCUCGCUUCGAGUAUCGAUGGUUUAGCACAAGCCAAUAUGGCAAGAGUCUAUGACCUGGAAGCUUAUGAAGAUGGGCCGCUGUUCAAGUAUGAUGUGCUUCUCAUAAGGAACGAAUUGUAGUUUAGUAACGAUACGUCGAUAAGAGUAUAGUACAAUUUCUACAAAAAGGAUGUUUCCAUCUGCAAGAACCAUUAUCCCGAACUGCUGUAAACUACUAACAGCCAU
Molecule: messenger RNA, 945 nt
Organism: Chondrus crispus (carragheen)
Lineage: Eukaryota; Rhodophyta; Florideophyceae; Gigartinales; Gigartinaceae
Exons: 2
Coding region: 1-840 (279 amino acids)
Source: RefSeq, a predicted model, not a curated record